This is a messenger RNA of Aspergillus puulaauensis, 1053 nucleotides long. RefSeq names its product MBL fold metallo-hydrolase. The transcript is spliced from 2 exons. NCBI's taxonomy places the organism in Eukaryota, Fungi, Ascomycota, Eurotiomycetes, Eurotiales, Aspergillaceae. The coding region runs from base 1 to 1053 and encodes 350 amino acids. The record is from RefSeq and is a predicted model, not a curated record.
AUGAAACUCUUUGCUCUUCUCUCUUUAGUUGCUCCAGGCUUUUGCUGCCUAGAGAAAAGAGAGUCUGCUGCGGAUAUAACCACAGGGAUACGAAACGAGUACUACUUCGCGGACUACACGAGCUACAAAUCCUUCCCAGAUGAACAGAAGGCCAAUGUGACAAAGUAUCUGUCUGAGGCACGAGACCUGGCCCAGCAGGAUAUAUAUCCAUACUUCGCUCGCGACUGCAGCUCCCUGCCCAUAUAUUCGGAGUUGGACAGACUUUCCCAGUCCAACGGGUUCGUACCAGCAACCGAGGUAUUUUCCGGUCUCUUCUUUGUCGGCCAAGUAGCGUGGUCUUCUUGGGCAUACGGCACCGGAGACGGGCUCGUCAUCUUCGAUACACUGGCAUCGGCAGAGGAAGCAGAGAAAAUCAUCAUCCCAGGCAUCGAAAAGUUCGGGUACUCUGGGAAGGAUAUUAAGUAUGUGCUAAUCAGUCAUGAGCACUUUGACCAUUACGGCGGUGCCAGGUAUCUGCAAGAGAAGUAUAAUGUCCCCGUGGUGGCUUCAGCAAACGCAUGGGAGGCAAUGCUCGAGGAUAGUUUGGGUCCCCUCAAGAACGACAAGGCUCUUACUGUCAGUGACGGAUAUCGUCUUACAGUGGGCAACCUGACUCUUACCUUCUACGAGACCCCUGGCCAUACCGAUGGCACAAUCUCAUGGAUCUUCCCAGUGAAUGACCUCCAGAGCGGCGAGACCCAUGUAGCUGCGUUAUACGGUGGCAUGGGGUUUUCCAAAACAGCAGAAACCCUAACCCAGCAAGUGGCCUCGUUCGAGCGGUUCAGCGGACUGGCAGGCCAACACGACGUCGAGGUUCUCAUCGGUAACCAUCAGGCGAGAGACCGCAGCCUGUAUCACCUGGACCUUCUGGCGCAUCGCGAGUGCGGCGACAAGGGCUGCAAUGUCGCGAACCCGUAUGUCAUAGGCGCUGAUGCUUAUAAGCGGUGGUGCAAGGUUCAAUCGCUGUGCAUCCGGACGUAUGCAGCUAGAAUGAAUAUGUACCUUAGCCAGUAA